Messenger RNA from Staurois parvus, 1750 nucleotides. NCBI's taxonomy places the organism in Eukaryota, Metazoa, Chordata, Amphibia, Anura, Ranidae. The record is from the annotation of a GenBank genome assembly.
AUGAGAGAGUCCGAGAGCCCUCCGCCUGUCCUCCCCGGAAUGCCGGUCAUUCGCUGGUCGCUGCUGCUCCUCCAGGCCGUCUUCCUGGUCAGCUUCGUCACAUGUAAUGACGCCCCGCCGGUGCCCGGAGAUCAGCUUCAUAUAGAGAAGACCUGGGUGCCCGAACUGUGUCCCCGCACCGUCACCGAGGGCGACUUCGUCCGGUACCACUACAACGGAGCCUUCCCCGAUGGGACCAAGUUUGACUCCAGUUAUGACCGCGGGACCACUUACAACGUAUUUGUGGGAAAAGGACAGAUCAUUAAAGGAAUGGACAAAGCUCUGAUUGGAAUGUGUAUAAACGAGAGACGAUUAGUAAAAGUUCCACCAAGUCUUGCCUAUGGGAGUGAAGGAGUGGCUGGUGUAAUUCCUCCAGAUGCCAUUCUACACUUUGAUGUCCUUUUGUUAGAUAUCUGGAAUCCUGAGGACAAAGUCCAAACACAGUCUUACUACAAACCUGAAAAUUGUUCUCGCACAGUACAAGUCUCAGAUUUCAUUCGUUACCAUUACAAUGGGACAUUAUUGGACGGGACACUUUUUGAUUCUAGCCAUAACCGCAUGAGGACAUAUGACACCUACAUAGGAAUUGGCUGGCUGAUCCCUGGAAUGGAUACUGGUCUUCUGGGAAUGUGCGUUGGUGAAAGACGUAUAAUCACAGUUCCCCCAUUUCUAGCAUAUGGAGAAGACGGUGAUGGUAAAGAUAUCCCUGCCCAGGCAUCACUUGUGUUUGACGUAGUCUUGCUAGAUUUGCACAAUCCUAAAGAUGGCAUCACAUCAGAGGUCCUAUAUAUGGCAGACAACUGUGAGCGGAAGACACAGGCUGGUGACUACAUCAGAUAUCAUUAUAAUGGAACACUGUUAGAUGGCACUUUCUUUGAUUCCAGUUACUCUCGAAAUCGCACUUAUAACACAUACAUUGGGAAGGGUUAUGUGAUUUCUGGCAUGGAUGAAGGUUUGCUGGGCCUAUGUGUUGGAGAAAGACGACGAAUAACAAUUCCACCCCAUCUUGCUUAUGGUGAAGAGGGCAGAGGAAAAAUCCCAGGAUCUGCAGUGUUAGUGUUUGAUAUCCUCGUGGUUGAUUUCCACAACCCAGAUGACUCUGUCAGCAUCACGGCACAAUUUAAACCAAGCAACUGUACACUCCUGAGCAAAAAGGGAGAUUACCUGAAGUAUCACUACAAUGCAACUCUCAUGGAUGGAACUGUGCUAGAUUCAACACACCAGUAUGGCAAAACCUACAACAUAGUAUUGGGAUCUGGCCAGGUUGUAAUGGGAAUGGACAUUGGCCUAAGAGAUAUGUGUGUUGGAGAGAAGCGUACAGUCAUUAUACCUCCACAUUUCGGAUAUGGAGAAGCUGGAGUGGAGGGUGAAGUUCCUGAAAGUGCAGUGCUGGUUUUCGACAUUGAGCUAUUGGAGUUGAUACCAGGUCUACCUGACGGCUACAUGUUUGUGUGGAAUGGAGAGGUGUCAAAGAACCUGUUUGAAGACAUUGACAAGAACAGUAAUAAGGAGAUACUCCUAGAAGAGUUUUCAGACUAUAUUAAAGCCCAGGUUGAUGCUGGGAAAGGAAAACUGGCCCCUGGGUUUGACGCCGACAAGAUUAUUGAGAACAUGUACAGAAAUCAAGACCGGAAUCAGGAUGGCAAAAUUACAGAAGCUGAGUUUUAAGUUGAAAGAGCAGGAGGAUAAAGAGAGACAUGAUGAACUGUAA